GGGGCAUUAGUGACUUUCUGAUUCUGAACAACAGAAGUGUCACGGGCCAGGACUUAAUGUGAGAACAAUGCUGUUCAAGAUAAAAUGAUACUGACACCAUUAAUGGCAACAUUUGAUUAAUGUAUUAAACUAUAUUUUUUAUUUUGUUCAUAUUGUAUUACAAGUGAUCCUUUGGACUUUAGAUUAGAUCUGGAUCCUACAAAUGCAAAUAAGAAAAAAACGAACACAUUAAAUAUCCGGUUUAUAUCUUAGAUAUUUGUUGACAUAGCUAGUUCUUGUAUUUAUUAGGAAAGUUGUAUCUUACUUGUAAAGUUUGCAAAACGACACUCUUUCAUUUCAAAACAGCCAGAAAUAUGUUUGCAUAUUCCUCUUUCUCUGUAUUAAUAUAACUGCCAGUGUGCAUAUAUUUCCAUAGAAAUAUCUCCAUAAGCCUGGAAAUAGUAAAUACUUUAUAUUGGCUCAUAUGGGCAGCAUGAGUGUGCGUGUGUCUCGGGGCAAAGCAGCCCCGCCCGUUUAUGCUAAUUAAUGCCUCCCAUUGGCGUGUCAGGGGAGCAGGUCCGCUCUGAUUGGCCAGGUCGAAGCCAUUUAUUCUCUGACAGCCCCGUCACAUGAAUGGUUGUCUAUUAACUUGUUCAAAAACUAUCUGGAGUUGACAAGGCUCAGGCGGACACAGGCGAAAAGUACAGUUUGUUGAUGCUUUCUCGGAGAGGCGACGGUAGAAGUUUUUUGGACACAACAUAGCAGGAACCUAUUGGGAGAAGGCUUUUUGCCACACACACUGACACGCUCACCGAGAGGAGAAGAGAGAGAGAGAGUGUGUGUAGAUGAGACGCAGCUUGUUGUGUUUUUCCAGAGAAAAAGUUGCAGAGCAAAAUCGAAAGGUAACUUUUAGCAGCAGCAGCAGCAGCAGCAGCAGCAGCAGCCCGUUCCUCACUGCCCUGCCUCUGGCUUGUGGAGUUUGUCUCUGUGUGUUUUUAUUUUUAAACUCUCCCCCCUCGCGGGAGCUCUAACUAAAAGCUGUUCCUGAUGUAUAACAUGAUGGAGACUGAACUGAAGCCCCCUGCUCCCCAAACCAACACGGGGGGCCCGGGCAACAACACGUCCGGCAACGGUCCUAACCAGAAAAACAGUCCGGAGCGGGUCAAGAGACCCAUGAACGCAUUCAUGGUGUGGUCCCGGGGCCAGAGGAGGAAGAUGGCGCAAGAAAAUCCCAAAAUGCACAACUCGGAGAUAAGCAAGAGGCUGGGAGCCGAGUGGAAACUUCUGUCCGAGAGCGAGAAGAGACCUUUCAUCGACGAAGCCAAGAGGCUGAGGGCCCUGCACAUGAAGGAGCAUCCGGAUUACAAAUACCGGCCCCGGCGGAAAACCAAGACCCUCAUGAAGAAGGACAAGUACACCUUGCCCGGCGGGCUGCUGGCUCCGGGUGGAAACGGGAUGGGAGCUGGGGUCGGAGUGGGGGGCGGGCUGGGCGGUGGGGUGAACCAGCGGAUGGACAGCUACGCGGCGCACAUGAACGGCUGGACCAACGGGGGCUACGGCAUGAUGCAGGACCAGCUCAGCUACCAGCACCCGGGGCUGAACGCACACAACCCGAGCCAGAUGCAGUCCAUGCACCGCUACGACAUGAGCGCGCUGCAGUACAACAGCAUGACAAGCUCCCAGAGCUACAUGAACGGCUCCCCGACAUACUCCAUGUCCUAUUCCCAGCAAAGCACACCGGGGAUGACCGCUCUGGGCUCCAUGGGGCCCUCCUCGGUGGUGAAGUCCGAGUCCAGCAGCUCCAGCCCGCCCGUCGUCACUUCGUCGUCCCACCGGGCCGGCCCGGGCUGCCAAAGCGGGGAUCUGAGAGACAUGAUCAGCAUGUACCUGCCCGGGGCGGAUGUCAGCGAGCAGAACGCCCAGACCAGGCUACACAUGUCCGGCCACUACCAGAGCACCGUGCCCGGGACGACGAUCAACGGCACGCUGCCCUUAACACACAUGUAAGAGACACACAGAGAGAAAGAGAUAAAAAAUGAACUUUUAUAAGAGAAACUGUGGACUAUUAACGUUGGACUAUUUUUGUACAGAAAAAAAUCGGGGUGGGAAAAGUUGUAUAGAAGUCUCCAGGAAAAGGACACACGACUCAUUUUUUAUUUCAUUUUAUUAAGGAAGUUCUAGAGGAACGGUAGGAGAUCCCCUGGUCACUGGUGGAUGAAGUUGGAAGACUAGAAAGUGGGAGUCGCAAUCAAAUGUUUUAUUAUUGCAAUCACCUUUUUGUACAGUAUUUAUCAAAGAAACAUUACAAUCAGAUGAAAUUGUUUGUUAAACUGCAAGAAGUUGCAAUUUCUUUUUUUCAUUAUAUAUAUAUAUAUAUAUAUAUAUAUAUAUAUAAUGCAACGCCAGUUCUGCAGAAAAUAUUAAAAGUGAAGAUGGCAGAACCGGAUUUAUAUGGGAGCGAUCAGUUAUGCUCCUUUAUUACAGCAACAUUGGAAAGAAAAGGGACAUAAAACGAAGCAGGUAAUACUGUUUUUUCAUUUAAGGUCAAUACUACUUAACAUUUUGAUUUCUUAAAAAAUGACAAGACACUUUGUUUUUCUCUCAUACAGCUUAAAAUAUAGGUUGUUAAUUUAUAUCUCCGUCUCCCACUUUUCAUCUGUUAGAGGUAUGACGCUUGUGCUCUUUAUUUUCUAAUUGAGUUGUACAAUUUCUGUAUAUUUACUGUGAUAUUUUAAGUUUUUAUUUCAAAAAUUCAUUCCCGUAGUUGUAUUUUAAAAUUGUGGCCUGUACGCAGAAGCCAACCACUCCAUGUAAAUAUAUACCGGAACUAAUACCAUCCUUAUAACAGUUACAAUUUCAGCUGAGUAUAUUUUUUUUUCAAUAUGCAGUUUGAAAUGAAUAAAUUUUGGAAAUUUGGAUACUUGAAA
Messenger RNA from Eleginops maclovinus (Patagonian blennie), 2906 nucleotides. It is a transcript of the gene sox2, whose product is annotated as SRY-box transcription factor 2. The transcript has a single exon. Bases 1027 to 1986 code for a protein of 319 amino acids. Gene Ontology annotation, biological process: cell differentiation; regulation of DNA-templated transcription; anatomical structure morphogenesis. Gene Ontology annotation, molecular function: DNA-binding transcription factor activity, RNA polymerase II-specific; RNA polymerase II cis-regulatory region sequence-specific DNA binding. The record is from RefSeq and is a predicted model, not a curated record. NCBI's taxonomy places the organism in Eukaryota, Metazoa, Chordata, Actinopteri, Perciformes, Eleginopidae.